Messenger RNA from Tricharina praecox, 474 nucleotides. RefSeq lists its product as uncharacterized. The transcript is spliced from 2 exons. The record is from RefSeq and is a predicted model, not a curated record. Bases 1 to 474 code for a protein of 157 amino acids. NCBI's taxonomy places the organism in Eukaryota, Fungi, Ascomycota, Pezizomycetes, Pezizales, Pyronemataceae.
AUGCCCCACGACCGCCCCACCUUCGUCCUUCACAAAUGCAGGAACAUAUACGACACCGCCACGGGCGAGCGCAUCGGCGUCGUGCUGGAGUGCGAGCAUGUCGUGGAUCUAGAGGAGUGGGAGGAGAUUGGAGAGGAGAGUGAGGAGGGGGACAGUGAGGAAGAGGAUGGUGAGGAGAGUGGGGAGGAGGAGGAGGGUGAGGAUGGUGAGGAGUGGGAGGAGUGGGAGGAGUGGGAGGAGUGGGAGGAGUGGGAGGAGUGGGAGGAGUGGGAGGAGAGUAAUGGGGAGGAGGGUGUGAUACUCCUGGAUGAGGAUGAGGACGAGGAUGAGGAGGCAGUGCUGGGGGGGAGUGAGGCGGGAGGGUGCGGUGUGCCACCGGAUAUGGUUCCGACACGGAGACCAGGGCGACGGCCAGGGCGACGGUGCAGGAGAGUGCAGUGCAGCCGGGUGCAGUGCUGGGGACGGGGGAACUGA